ACAUUUGGACGUAGUUUCUGAAAAACGUUCCAACCCACAAUUCGAUCAAAAUUGAGUUAUGAGUACUAUAAGCGUCACAUUAUUGCUUUAUACUAACUGUCAAAAUUUUUUAGCUCUACUGUCAUUUUAAUAAUAAAAUCCUGAUCUAGUAGCCCAACCCACAUGUAUGGAGAACACAAAUAAGUAUUAAACUAAAAGAGCCCAAGCUGUGUGGAACAACACAAAUAAAAAACAGAGUCAUAAAGGAUUUUCUAAAAAGUGAUCCAAGCUAUAUGAAACGUUUUUGAUAUUUUAAAAUUGCCUGAGCUUAUUAAAAUAGUUGUUUAACUAAAACGUUCCAAGCUACAUGAAACGUUUUUGUUAAAAUCAAUAUGUUCACUCUCCGUAGAAUAGACAUUUCAUUAUAAUAAUCCAAACCAUUUGAAACGUUUUUGAUUUAAGUAAAUGUUAGCCAUCUCGGCAAAAUAUAAUAAUCUUUAAUAAGUUCCAAGUCAUAAGAAACGUUUUUGAUUUAAUAAUAUACUUGACGUCGGCCAAAUAAGUAAUUCAUUAAAAAGUUCCAUUGUAAGUCAACAUAACAACAGUGACAAAAGAAAGUUUGUAUUUUAAUAUUAAUCACUUUAUAAUAAAGUUUAAUAUUUCCUAUUGCACUCACAUUUACGUUCAAAAUUAUUUAUUAAAUUAUUUUGAAUAGUGCUUCUAUUAAUACUUGCCCACGAGUGCAAGCGAGACAGACUAUUUCUCUAAUGUCAUUGUGAAUCUUGACUCAUCAGUCAGUACGUAGGACGCAAGCGUCGUGGUAGGAGUGUGUACUCGUAUUGCCAGUGUCGUGUUUUGUUUCGAAUUAUCGUUGUUUCGUUAAUUACUAAGUGAUCUGUGUAAAUUCAUUCUAUUUCGUGUCCUGUGAUCUUUUUAUUAUAAUAAUAUUGACAAUGGAAUCUGAGGAAAACACUCUGAAAUUGGAAAAGUUAUUGGAUAAAAGACGUAAAUUAAUUGAUCUCCGCAAAAAACUAACCUCCCAAGGACAAAUUGAAGUUGAAACCACUGGUUUGAUGGAUACUUUGAAGGAAAACAUUCCUGACCGGAUGAAACAGGAUGAAAAAAAUACUAAUGAAGACGUGAAGACUAUACCGGCCCUACAAUUAAUAGUCCAACCUUCAAACAGUACUUCAAUAAUAUAUCAAGAUCCCAAUGUCUCAGAUACAGAUAAUAUAGCGAGUGUAGAAAGUUAUAUUUCCUUGGAUCCUCCUUCUUAUUCGCCAAUCACUCCUCGAAAUACUAACAAUGACAAUAUAUUGAAAAUACAUAGUGAUUGGUUUACUGAGGCAUCACCAAGUCCAGAUUUACAGAAUAAACCUGAAGAGAUUGUACAAGAUUCUUCUAAAAAUGGGUUUCAAAGAAUUGAAGAUUCUCCAGUAAGAGCAAUGUCACCAGCUACACUAGGUCUAUUAAACACACUUUUGAGUGGCAGUGAUGAUGAUGAUGAUAGUGUCAAAGAUCCAAAUUACAUAGUUUCCGAGAGUUCAGACAUUUCAGAUACGGAGAGCGAAUCAAUUUUAUUACCUAGAAGUAUUACACAGGAACAGAACAUGGAGGAAGAAUGUAGUAAUAAUUUAAACAAAGAUCUAGGAGAAGAAACAAGGCAUAGCACGUGUGAAGAAGAACCUUUUGCAGUAAAUAAUGUCAGUAGUGAAGAAGAAACUACAGAAAAAAGACAAAGUCGGCCAAAAAGGGGGCGAAAACGAAAAUUCAAUGACUAUACGCUAGCUCAAAGAAAAUCUCGCAAAUAUGCUAAUUUGCCGUACAGAGGAAAAAAUAAAGAAGUAAAUGCAAGAACGUUUAAAAAUUACACUUGCGUUUGCAAAAAACAGUGUCAUUUGAACGUGACAGAAGAAGACAGAAAAAAAGAAUUUAAUAAAUUUAUCACACUUGGGUCGUACGAAGCUCAGUUACUGUACAUUUGUUCAAACGUUACGGAAACACGUAAAAAACGGUCCUAUAUAUCUGAAAAUACUUCAUCCCAGGUUAAAAAGCCACGAAACUUCUCCAGAACUUAUAAAAUUUCAAAUAUUGCUGUAUGCCGUGACAUGUUCUUAAACACAUUUCAAGUUACCACGCAAAAGAUCACAAUUAGUUUAAAAAAACAACGCGAUGGUAAUUUAUUACGUGAUUGUAGAGGACUUUCAUCUGGUGGCUGGAAUAAAACUCCGGAAGAAAAAAUAGAUUUUGUGUGUCAUGUUAUAAAUAAAUUACCAAAAUAUAAAUCCCACUACAGAAGAACACAAAAUGGGGCUGCGUUAUAUUUACAACCAGGACUUACAAUUCAAAAAAUUUAUGAUUUAUACGUUGACGAAUUUAAACUUAUUCAUGGCAAUGACAGCAAAGAUCAUGUAUCAUUAGCCAUUUUCAGGAAAAUUUUCCUAAAAAACUUUAACUUAAGAUUUAAAAGUCUUAAGAAAGACACGUGUAAUAGAUGUGACACAUUUGCAGCAAAACUAAAGGCCCCGAAUGAUUUGUCAAUAGAAAACAGAAACCAAUUGAUUGCGGAAAAAGAGAAGCAUUUAAAAUUAGCCGAGACCUUACGAAGCCAAAUGAACAGCCAGAUUGAAAGAGCAAAAGUAGAUGAAACAUUUGAGUGUUUAACAUUUGACAUGGAGAAGACGUUGCCUUUACCACGUAUUCCAACAAAUAUAGUAUUUUACAAGAGGCAACUCUGGUUUUAUAACUGCGGUGUUCAUGUGUCUUCUACAAAUCAAGGAUAUUGUUUUGUUUGGGUCGAGGGUCAAGCUGGCAGGGGAGCUCAAGAAGUUGGGUCCUGUUUGAAAAAAUUUAUAAAUGAAGUAAUGCGUCCUAAUGUUGAAUAUCUAUCAUUGUGGAGCGACAGUUGCGGGGGCCAAAAUCGAAACAUAAAAAUGGUGCUCUUACUUAAAGUUAUAUUAGCUAGCCAUCCUACCUUAAAAGUGAUUGAUUUAAAUUUCCUAGAGAGUGGGCAUACUUUUUUGCCAAAUGACACAGACUUUGGUAAAAUCGAAAGUCAUUUAAAAAAUUUUCAAAGAUUAUACACUGCAGAAGAUUACGUAAAUGUGAUAAAGACUUGCACAAAAAAGACCCCUCUAGUCCCUGUGAAGAUGGAAAAAGAAGACUUUGUUAGUACUGAAAAAUUAGAAAAAAAUAUUACAAAUCGAAAGCUGUUCGUUAAUAAACUUAAAGUUAAUUGGCUAAGGACCAAACAUAUUCAAUUAAGAAAGGAUAAUGUACACUCUAUCUUCAUGAGGUCAGAUGAUAUUGAGGAAUAUCAAGAGUUGUACAUAGGGCGAAAAUUUAAAGGAAGCAUGCUGCCUUUAAGCUCAGAACUCCUAAUACCACUCUGGCCAGACGGAAAACCUAUUACCCAAGCUAAAUUAAAUGACAUAAAGUCAAUGUUCAAUCUAAUUCCUGAGGAUUGUCUGUCUUUUUAUAAAAACCUGCAGGGCAUGGAAGGACCCGAUUAUGUUGAAGGAUUUUCUGGUGGACAAGACUUUAAUUUUGAAGACGAUGAAGAAGAACUAGUUUAGUCUAGUUAUUUUUACCAAUAAAUAAAAUUUUAUUUCUAUUUUAAUCUGGUUUUAUUCUUAUUAUCUUGUCAUACAUAUCGUUUGGAACGUUUUUUAUAAAUACAAUUUUGAAAUGUAACAUGAAAAUUGCAAUAAAUCAAAAACGUUCCACAGCAAUAUUUUUGUGAAUAUUUAAAAAAAUAUAAACAUUGGAAGUCUAAAAUAGGGUCAAAUUAAAACUUGAUUAUGUCAUUCAUAGCACACAAAAGUUUAUUUAGUAAAAAAAUAAUGAUGUCAUAAAGAAAU
Molecule: messenger RNA, 3839 nt
Organism: Spodoptera litura
Lineage: Eukaryota; Metazoa; Arthropoda; Insecta; Lepidoptera; Noctuidae
Source: RefSeq, a predicted model, not a curated record